AUGUGUGACGAGUUCUUUGGAGACUUGUUAGAAGAAGAGUUGGAAAAUUUGGGAAAAGCUGCAUUUGUCGUUGGUGUUUCCGGUUUUCUUUUGAAGCAAGCGAUAGGGGCGCGUAGUUUUCUUCGUGGGGACCCCGUGCAAAACAGCAUUGUUGCGCACCUUCCCCAGGGAUAUGACCGGAGCAUCAUUGCCGCUCGAGUCAGCCAACCGCUCACAAAAAGCCUAAUGAUCGACGCACUGGCUAUUGGCGCAAUAAAAGAACGGUUACGGCGUGCCACUACUCCAGGUGAUAAGGUGGCUAUCUUCUCUGAACUCUUUAACACAACACUCGCGGGGAUUCUUAGUGCCGCCUACAUUCACAGUUUGACUAUCACACUUCAUGUGAUGAGGCACACAAUGUCUCUCUUGGUAUUCGUUCUUGGAAAGCAGGAAGCAAGCAGCGGUACGCGCCGCGCUAAUACUUCCUUGCUCUCCAAAUUUCGUAGUUGGUGGCAUCAGGGCACACAGAAUUUCAUGUUGCAGACACUCUUGGAAAACAUGACUCAGCAAAUGGAAGCUUCACCCUUCUCGCUCAUGAUGGAUGAUGAUAAUAUGAAGACUGAGGAUGUGAAGCAGGGAUUUUGUGUAGACGCGCUUCUGCGGCUCGCUGUUCCUCGGGUUGUGGAUACUGCACUCCAUGUAGUGAAUACCACGUUGGAGGGCAGAGAUUCACAACUUUUUAACCUGACGGGAAGCGUGACCGAGGGCGAGAUGCGUGAUCUACUGCAAACAUUGUGCGCAAAAUUUGUUUCACGUGCCACACUCUCGGAUUGGCUCACACCACCUUCUGAGGAAUUAAAAGACUCGGAUGGUGGCGUCUUAAACACCUCACCUCCUCCACAAGGUAUGGGGGACGGAGAGUCUGGUGGUGAAAGUCCGGGUGGAAGGGACAAGGCAAUGAGCAAUGGGGAUUCUUUAAUGUCUAAUGACGAGCAAAGCGAAGAUCGGUUGGGACUUGGUGGUGGUGGUGGUGGUGGCAUGCCACUCCAAGGGGUGUUCCCACCGCUUAGCGCCAAUUUUUUUCCUAUGGCUAAUGGAGCCGCCCACGCUGAGGAAAUGCACACUGCUCACAGGAACCGGCUGAUACAUGAGAAACUGAGGCGAGAGCGGGCGGCUGGGUUCUUCCGCGAAAUUGUUCACAGUGUAUCACUCAGCGAAUUAUGUAUUGCGUACACUGAAGAGUUGCUGGGGGCCGCAGUCGCGGUUACCACGGACUUUUCUUCCCUUCGACCAGAGGGAGAUUCGACCGUCGCUGUACGUGUGCCUCAAAUGCUACCGUUGCUAGAGAAGCAGCGGCUGGAUAUGUUUGAUUGUGACUUCCAAGUGCAGCCGUACGUGCGACUGCUGUGUGAGGAGACGAUUAGAGUUACAUGCCGCGAUUUAUAA
Molecule: messenger RNA, 1425 nt
Organism: Trypanosoma brucei brucei TREU927
Lineage: Eukaryota; Euglenozoa; Kinetoplastea; Trypanosomatida; Trypanosomatidae
Exons: 1
Coding region: 1-1425 (474 amino acids)
Source: RefSeq, a predicted model, not a curated record